CAGAGAGAGAGAGAGAGUCAGAGAGAGGAAAAGAGAAGGACGAGCGAGGCAUCGCCUGUAUCCCGCUGGCAGCCAAAGUAUUUCGCUGGCGGCUGAGGAAGAACGCGUUCUUGAUGCCGCGCUCCAGCAGUGUGGCGGCGGCGGCGUCGUCGACGAUGGCUCGGAUCCCCGAAGACUGGGGUCUGAAGAUUUAAAGGCAAUCGAUGAUGACAGCAUGACACUGCAGAAGCCAACUUUAUACAGUAACAUCAGCAAUUGGUAGUGCCUCGGCAUCGCUAAGGAUGGGCACUUCAAGGGUCACUUUCAAAAUAAAGGGAACUACACUUCCAGGUGAAGUGUUUGCAGUAUGUGGGAAUUCAACUGCGCUUGGCAAUUGGUCUUGUCAGAAAGCCUUGUUUCUCGAUCCCACGGCAGAUGAUGAAAUAACAUGGACUGCAACAGUUAAUCUUCCAAGAGCCAUUCGUUUCAAAUAUCGAUACUUCAAAUGUUAUUUUAUUGAACCCAAGAACCCUGCUGAUCUUCGGCAAGUGCUAGUCAACAAGUGGGAGACUCAUCCUCAUCCACGAUCAUUUAAUCCGUCGGGAAAAGAGUGCAUAUUGGAUGAUGGAAACUUUGGGAUCCACAAUGACAUUGAGAAAUUGGAUUCUGGCUGGUUAACAUGCCAAAGUGAAAUUCGCUUGAGGUUGCACUAUUCUGAAAAACCUCCAGUUUCCAUAUCCAAAAAGAAGUUCAAGAAAUCAAGAUUUAGGGUGAAGUUGACAUUGGAGGGAUUUGAAGAAGAGGGUGAAGAAGGUGAAGAUGAUGACAAACCUGUGACUAUCUUAGCUGAGAAAAUCGCCAAUACUUUAGAAAUUGCCUUAAUCAGCAACAAUGGAUACAGGUCACGUCACUCUCAGCCAGAAUGUGGCUAUGCCUUGGAACCUGGCCAGUGGACAGAGUAUAGCAUUCAAACUAUGGAGCCAGAUAACCUGGAGCUAAUUUUUGACUUCUUUGAGGAAGAGUUGGGCGUAGCAGUGGUGCAAGGUGACCCACUCCCUGGUCAUGUCGGCUCUGCCUGUCUUCUCUCUUCAACAAUAGUAGAGAAGUCCAGUGGACUUAUCACGCUUCCUAUCAUGAGCAGAAAUUCGAGAAAGACUCUUGGGAAAGUAAAAGGUACUAAUAUUCAAAACAAUGUAUAUGCCUGAGAAUUAGUUUGUUUGAAGCUUUUAUGUGCAAAUUGUACUGGGCUCUUUCAUUUGCAAUGUAUGUUAUCUUUUCUGAAGUUUUCCUGGAUUCGGGCACACAC
Amblyraja radiata (thorny skate) is the source of this 1285-nucleotide messenger RNA. Its product is annotated as glycerophosphocholine phosphodiesterase GPCPD1-like. Bases 282 to 1184 code for a protein of 300 amino acids. The record is from RefSeq and is a predicted model, not a curated record. Lineage: Eukaryota; Metazoa; Chordata; Chondrichthyes; Rajiformes; Rajidae. Gene Ontology annotation, molecular function: starch binding; glycerophosphocholine phosphodiesterase activity. The transcript has 11 exons. Gene Ontology annotation, biological process: glycerophospholipid catabolic process.